UUGUGCCCAAGCGCCUGGGACACCAUCCAUAGGGGGCCCACAGCAUCCUCUUGCCUCCAGCCUGGCCUGAUGACAACCUCUGGCUGUUCGCCAGGGAUUUGCACAGAGGACACAGAGGAGUUGGCAAAGGUUUUUCUCCGGUCUGCAUUGGGAACUGUCGGGCAAUUGUGGAUCCAGCUUUAAGAAGGAAGAAGGGCUCUUUUCACCCUCCUACUCUCUCUCUCUCUCUCUCAUCUACUUCUCCCUCCCCUUCCUCCUUUUCCCCCCUCUUCUUUUCCCUAUUGAUGAUCCCUCCCUUUCUCAGUGGUGCAAAGGAUUUUUCCCCCUGUCUCUCUCUCUCUCUCCAGAAAGCACAGUGGCUCUGAAGAAGGGGGAGUGAAAGAGAAAGAGACGGGCUGCCUCCAGGAUUCUGUUCGAGCCAAGAUGGGAAUGUAGUUCAUGGUAUUUUCAGCGCAGCUUUUCAAAUGAAAUUAGAAACAUAGAAUACUUGCUGCUAAAAGGCAAGAAAGAGAAGGAUUGCAGUCUUCUUCCACCUCCUAGGAUCACACAGGAUAUUGUAAGAUUGUUCUUUUGACUUAGAGGGUGCUGCAUAUUAUUUUGAUCCCCCCCCAACUCUUUACCUCUUUCUCCUCCUUCUCUUUUCCUUCUCACCUCCUUUUAAAAAAAACUUGCAAUUCCCUUCCUCACUCCCACUGAUCCCUCAUGUUUGGCGAGAGGGUUUGCUUGGAGUGUGUGUGGUUUCUCUCUGAGCAAAACUGUUUAGUGAGGAGAGACUGAACUAUUUCUUCACCAUUGGAAGUGGCAGAUGAAAAGAUGUGCAGUUGUGUGUACUUUUAGCUGGGAUUUUUGGUCGCCUCUCUCAACAAAACAAGACUUUUUUGUGGAAUCAGUCUCAGAGAAAGGAGGAGAGACAGAAGGCGGUUUCAGUUAUGAGCUGGGGUGCCAAGCAGAUGGAACGGGGUUGUAUUUUUGGUUUCUGUUGCCUUGUUCUGUUGGAUCCAGGACAGGUUUGGACUGGAAGCCCAAGUACUCAGAAACCUGAGUUGGAAACACAGAUGGAGACCACUGGCAACAGCACUUUGGGUCCUACCGUGGAGAAUACAGUUGUGGCCCCCACAGAGAUCAUACUUGGGGGUGAUCGGUGCCUUGGUUAUUAUGAUGUUAUGGGCCAGUGGGAUCCUCCCUUUAACUGCAAUUCAGGGAUUUACAAAUUUUGUUGUGGGACCUGCGGCUAUCGCUUCUGCUGCCAGUUCACAAGUGGGCGACUGGACCAAAGUGGCUGCUCCAAUUAUGAGACACCAGAAUGGGUCAAUACAGGCCAGCCACCUGCUCGAGUGGAUGAGUCCCCAGUGAAUCCCACCAGGGACAAGACCAACAUGAUCGUGUAUAUUAUCUGCGGUGUGGUAGCCAUCAUGGUACUGGUGGGCAUCUUUACCAAGCUGGGGCUGGAGAGGUCGCAGAGCCCUCAAACAGAGAUGACCAUGUCCAGAACACUCACAGAUCUACUAAAGCAGCCAGCGCAUGGCCCAUCUGACCUCUUGCCUGAUGGCCACAUUGGCAGUGUGCAGGUCCAGAUCAGUGGCGACAGCCUUUCUCGCGGAUCACCCAGGAAUGGCACCCAGCACGACAAGAACCAUUUGAACAAUGCUGUGAUCAACUCUGCCACCAUCCCACAGAUUGGACUGUCGCAUACACACAACAACCGGCUGCAAAUCGCAAGCACCAUGCCACACCAGGUGCCAGAUUAUACCAAGUAUGCAACGCUCAAGGCUGUAGAAACUGCUCCUGAUGAAUUCUACAAGAGGUUUCCCAUGGUGGACAUGCCACCGUCAAGCACUAUCCCCUUUGCUUCCUUGACGAUAAACCAGAAAGACAUUCCAUCUUUUCAGGAUGGCUGUGCUCUGAUUGGCUUGGCAACACCAGGACAGAAGGCCAAGAUGAUGAAAACCAAUGCCCACACGCUGGCAGGCAGCCCUGCCUUCAAGGGCGGCUGGGACCACAGUCACCCUGACCUUCGACGACAGGCCUACACCACCAAGCGCCAGUUCAGUAUUGAGAAGUUGCCUGAAGUCUUCAGCCAAACACCCACCCACUAUGGCCACCAACCACGGCCCUUUUCCACUAACAGCAAGACAGAAGUGACCGUCUAGCAUGGCCUGCCUCACAUUUCUAUAUUUGUCCAUUACUCUAAAAUCUUCAAGCAGCCUGUGAGGAGGGGAAUGCAAGCUCCUCCCUUCUCUGCACUGGCACUGCCAGGUUGUUUGAAGGAACUGGGAAAAGAUAAAGGAAGGAUGAGUGGCCACCAGUACAAAUCAAGCCAUCCAAAGCUGCUAACAGAAUUUGCCCAUCUAGUGUGGCCCUCUGGUGUUGGGUUGUGGGUCUUGUUUUAGUUUUUCUUCCAUCCUGACAGAAUUUGCCCAGCAUGCAUGGUGAAACUGACAUGCAUGUUGCCCUAUGAUUUGGUGCACGACUGUUGUUUCUAGUUCACCACUUUAUCGUAUCACAUUUACACCAGAAUGGUCAGCAUCCUGCAGGCGAUGUGAAGGACUGUACUACCCUUCUGCAUGGAGUUUCAUCAAAGCAGGGGAGCGUGUGGAGCUUCCUUUUCCCCCAACAAGGAGCGCAGAGAGACAAAAGACAAGAUAAACUGCUGCAAUAAUUGAGUUCACCUUGUUUGAACAAUAUUUCCCUUGUAAUACAAUCCUCCUC
Pogona vitticeps (central bearded dragon) is the source of this 2709-nucleotide messenger RNA. RefSeq names its product shisa family member 8 (gene SHISA8). Gene Ontology annotation, cellular component: postsynaptic density; AMPA glutamate receptor complex; postsynaptic membrane. NCBI's taxonomy places the organism in Eukaryota, Metazoa, Chordata, Lepidosauria, Squamata, Agamidae. Gene Ontology annotation, biological process: regulation of AMPA receptor activity; regulation of short-term neuronal synaptic plasticity. The record is from RefSeq and is a predicted model, not a curated record.